Messenger RNA from Elaeis guineensis (African oil palm), 1765 nucleotides. NCBI's taxonomy places the organism in Eukaryota, Viridiplantae, Streptophyta, Magnoliopsida, Arecales, Arecaceae. The record is from RefSeq and is a predicted model, not a curated record.
UAAAGUAAUGCCUGGUGGAAAGGUAGCUUCUGAUGGUUUUGUUAUUUGGGGUCAGAGUUAUGUCAAUGAGAGCAUGAUAACCGGGGAAUCACGACCUGUUGGAAAGAGGAAGGGAGAUACUGUGAUUGGUGGGACUGUGAAUGAAAAUGGUGUGUUGCAUGUACAGGCAACUCAUGUUGGAUCAGAGAGUGCUCUAUCGCAGAUUGUUCGUCUUGUUGAAUCAGCACAAAUGGCCAAAGCACCUGUGCAGAAGUUUGCUGAUCGCAUUUCCAAGUAUUUUGUGCCUCUUGUUAUCAUUCUUGCAUUCUUUACGUGGGUUGCAUGGUUUUUAGCGGGAAAGUUCAGUAGCUACCCGAAGUCUUGGAUACCAUCCUCCAUGGACAGCUUUGAACUUGCUCUACAAUUUGGCAUAUCAGUUAUGGUCAUAGCCUGCCCAUGUGCCCUUGGCCUGGCAACUCCAACAGCUGUUAUGGUUGGAACUGGAGUUGGUGCUUCUCAAGGUGUGCUGAUUAAAGGGGGACAAGCACUGGAGAGUGCACAUAAGGUCGAUUGUGUUGUUUUUGACAAGACAGGCACUCUUACCACUGGAAAGCCUGUUGUUGUAAGCACAAGGUUGUUGAAGCAUAUGUUGUUACGUGAUUUCUAUGAAUGUGUUGCUGCGGCUGAGGUCAACAGUGAGCACCCGCUGGCAAAGGCCAUCGUUCAGUACGCCAAAAUGAUUAGAGAAGAAGAAAACCAUGUGUGGCCUGAAGCACAAGACUUCAUUUCUGUAACAGGCCAUGGUGUCAAAGCAACGGUUAGAAACAAAGAAAUAGUUGUUGGCAACAAAAGCUUGAUGGUGGAAUCAGGCAUCCAUGUCCCUGUUGCAGCCCUUGACAUUCUAGCUGAAGCUGAGGAAAUGGCACAAACCGGAAUAAUGGUUUCAAUGGAUGGAGAACUUGUUGGAACAAUAGCGAUUUCUGAUCCACUGAAGCCCAAUGCCCAAGAUGUAAUAUCUCUUCUUAGGUCCAUGGAAGUGAAGAGCAUUAUGGUAACAGGGGAUAACUGGGGUACUGCAAAUGCGAUCGCCAAAGAAGUUGGGAUUGAUACUGUUGUUGCUGAAGCAAAACCAGAACAAAAAGCACAGAAAGUAAAGGAACUACAGAUGUCUGGCUUGACAGUGGCCAUGGUUGGUGAUGGAAUCAAUGACUCACCGGCGCUUGUUUCUGCUGAUGUUGGAAUGGCCAUAGGCACUGGUACUGAUAUUGCCGUUGAAGCUGCUGACAUAGUUCUCAUGAAGAGUAACUUGGAGGAUGUAAUAACUGCAAUCGAUCUCUCGAGGAAAACUUUUUUCCGUAUCCACAUGAACUACAUCUGGGCUCUUGGUUACAACAUCAUGGGCAUACCUAUUGCUGCUGGGGUUCUUUUCCCAUCUGCCAGAUUCCGGUUGCCACCAUGGGUUGCUGGUGCUGCAAUGGCUGCUUCGUCGGUGAGUGUUGUUUGUUGCUCUCUCUUGCUAAAGAACUACAAAAGGCCCAAGAAGUUGGACACUCUCAGGGAGAUCUUGGUUGAAUGAGUCUAUGCCACCAAAAUGAUGGCAAUAGACUUAUAGCAUGGAAUAGGCUACUCACUAUUCCUUUUAGUUACCGCUUUGUCCUUGUACAUUAUAAACACUUUGGGUCUAUUUGGUUGGGGUGUGUUAGAUUAUCUUGAUUUUUAAAAAUCAUUUAUCUGAAAAAAUAAUUAUGAAGAAAAAUAAUUUUCACUACAUUUAGUUGGUGAAAAA